Molecule: messenger RNA, 1602 nt
Organism: Carica papaya (papaya)
Lineage: Eukaryota; Viridiplantae; Streptophyta; Magnoliopsida; Brassicales; Caricaceae
Product: FMN binding protein
Source: RefSeq, a predicted model, not a curated record
AUUUUUAUCUCAAUCUGGUUCAAUCAAGAAGUGGGUAAGCCAUCUGGUAAAGAGCUACAAGAAGAUUGGGCAUCUUCUUCCUCCUCCUGCUCUCUUCUCAUUCUUUCCAAACAACCGUUUCUUUUCCUUUCUGCAAGUAACUGAUUUUUUAAAUUAGAAAAAUUAAAUCUGUCAAAUAAUUUAUAUAUCAAAUAAAUUUGAUGUUGCCAUUUGGAGGUUGCUUACAGAUGAGGACUGCGGCGUUACACUCUAAUUUUUCUCUAAUUUCUCGCUUGAAUGUCAAUGAAAUUCCUCAAUCUCUCUUCCCUUUUCGAUUUUCAAAUUCCUCUUUCCUUUCGACUACUCGGUCUCGUACUUCUCCUUCCAUGACCUUCGCAGCUCAGUCUUCUUCUCAGAUAAUGUCACCUGGAGAUGUUAACAAAGACGCAGAUGUCUUUCAGUUGAUUCAAGCUCAUCAGGAAAAGGCUGCUCGUCUUCCCCCGGUUGAGGAAAUUCGAACUUUGCUUGAUCGCAGCAUACGCGGCAUGCUUUCAACCUUUUCGGAGAAGUAUGAGGGAUAUCCUUCAGGGUCGAUGGUGGACUACGCAUGUGAUGCUGAUGGAUCACCAAUAUUAGCAGUCAGCAGCUUGGCAGUUCAUACAAAGGAUCUGUUAGCCAAUCCAAAAUGUUCAUUGCUUGUUGCUAGAGAUCCUGAGGAUAGAACUGAUUUAGUAAUAACCUUGCAUGGUGAUGCAGUUGUGGUUCCUGAAAAAGAUCAAGCAGCCACUCGAACUGCAUAUUUGGCUAAGCAUCCAAAUGCAUUCUGGGUUGACUUUGGUGACUUCCAAUUUAUGCGCAUUGAACCAAAGGCUGUACGAUAUGUGUCAGGGGUUGCAACUGCUUUACUAGGAUCUGGAGAGUUCAGCAAAGUGGAGUACCAAGCUGCAAAAGUUGAUCAAAUAGCGCAGUUCACUAAGCCUGUUGCAUCUCACAUGAACAAAGAUCAUGCUGAAGAUACAAAACUCAUUGUGCAGCAUUUGACAUCAGUUCCAGUGGACAACGCAUACAUUGUGGAUCUGGACAGUCUUGGAUUCAAUGUUAAGGCUGAUUACAAAGGGAGUACCUUCAAGCUUCGAAUUCCUUUUCGUAGACGUGCUGAAAAUAGAAAGGAUGUGAAGACUCUAAUAGUGGAUAUGCUUCAAGCUGCCACGGCCGAAGUCAAUUGAUCACCAAGGAAGAUAAAAAAAGCACUUUCAUGAUGGACAAAUUUGUUCCUCUUGUGUUAUUGCACGUUGUAAAGAACCUCAUUUUCCAUGCUGGAUCUUAUCCCGAGUCAUAAGGACAUUUCAUCAAAUAGGGCAAAAGUUCAGAAUUCUAGUGGUAUGAACGUGAAAAGAAAGUUAAAGUUGAAGAAAUCUGAUGCUUAAUGACUAUCAUCUUCAUAUAUGCUCAAAGUAAGCCAUACUAUAUCAAUAUGAAAGAAAUGGACAUGUUAAUUAUUCUCGUAUGUGCUCAAAGUAAGAAUUCUGAAAUAUACAUGGUUGUUUUAUGUUGGAGAUAAACUAAAGAAGGAAGAGUAUUCAAACUCUUUUAUAAAGAUUCAGCCAUAUUACUUGUGUAUAA